Messenger RNA from Ahaetulla prasina, 3628 nucleotides. It is a transcript of the gene LRRN1, whose product is annotated as leucine rich repeat neuronal 1. NCBI's taxonomy places the organism in Eukaryota, Metazoa, Chordata, Lepidosauria, Squamata, Colubridae. The record is from RefSeq and is a predicted model, not a curated record. The transcript is spliced from 2 exons. Gene Ontology annotation, molecular function: protein binding. The coding region runs from base 629 to 2779 and encodes 716 amino acids.
GGCGGCAGGAGGCAAAAGCUGAGCGGAGCGGAUAAACAGCGGGAAGAAAGGAAGGCAGAAAGAAAAGAAAAAAAAAAGAAAAGAAAAAAAGGCGAUUGGGGGGAACUAACCAGCCGCGGCUUUUCCGAGUGGGAAUUACAGCGCGUGGAGAAGGAGAGGGCAACGCCUGGCCGGCGUUCCCGCUUUUCUUGCCCUUUCGUCGGGUCGAAGCGUUUCAAACUUGAACGGAUGGAAUCACAGUAUUAGGCAUCUUUCGCACCAUCUCUUGCUCCAAGGGUGGUGGCACCUGUACAAUACCUUCCCCCCCCCUUUCUCCCUCCCCUCCCCCGGGCAGGGCCGGGGAGUAUCGCUCCGGGGGGAGCUCUGCAUGGGGAGACCCAAAGAGCGGUUUCCCCCUCUGGUCUGCCGCUCGUGCCCUUCCCCCUUUAGACAUACUGCUUUAUAGUGACAGAAGCAACUUAAAGAUCAAUGAAAAAAUCAUUGGAAUAUUUGCUGUUCAUAAAAUCAUAAGAAAAACUUCCGUUCUUUGGAUGCCCAAACAUUUAAAACAAAAACUUGAUUUCCUACGCUGUCAGGCUGUAUUUGAUCUGCUCUUGUGAUUAAUAAGGAGAAGCUAGAAGAAAACAAUAUGGCUCAUAUUAGUUUCGCUUUAAAGAUUUGCCAGCUGGCACUGGGAUUGCUCAUAAAUUCAUUUCAAGCAACUUCCAUACAAAAAAACGAAUGCCCACAAUUGUGUGUCUGUGAAAUAAGACCCUGGUUUACUCCUCAGUCAACCUACAGAGAAGCUCCAACAGUUGACUGCAAUGAUCUUCGUUUAACAAAAAUCCCCAGUAACCUUUUCAGUGAUACUCAAGUCCUUCUCUUACAAAGCAACAAUAUUGCCAAGACCACAGAUGAACUCCAGCAACUUUUCAAUUUAACAGAGUUGGAUUUUUCACAAAAUAAUUUUACUAGCAUAAAAGAUGUGGGAUUAUCAAAUCUUUCUCAGUUAACUACUUUACACUUGGAGGAAAAUCAGAUCACAGAGAUGACAGAUUAUUGCCUACAAGACCUGUGCAAUCUACAGGAACUUUAUAUCAACCAUAAUCAAAUCAGUACAAUUUCUGCAAAUGCAUUCUCAGGCUUGAAGAAUCUUCUAAGACUUCAUCUUAAUUCCAAUAAAUUAAAAGUUAUUGACAGUCGUUGGUUUGAUUCUACACCUAACUUGGAAAUUUUGAUGAUUGGAGAAAAUCCUGUGAUUGGAAUACUAGAUAUGAACUUCAAAUCACUGUCCAAUUUAAGAAGUCUAGUUCUGGCUGGAAUGUAUCUGACUGAUAUCCCUGGAAAUGCUCUAGUGGGGUUGGAUAGUCUUGAAAGUCUCUCAUUUUAUGAUAACAGAUUGGCUAAAGUUCCUCAGCUUGCCCUUGAAAAAGUCCCAAAUUUAAAAUUUUUAGAUCUUAACAAAAACCCAAUCCAUAAAAUCCAAGAAGGAGAUUUCAGAAACAUGCUUCGGUUGAAAGAACUUGGGAUCAACAACAUGGGAGAGCUGGUGUCUGUUGAUAGGUAUGCACUAGACAAUCUUCCUGAACUUACAAAGCUUGAAGCAACCAAUAACCCAAAGUUAUCUUACAUACAUCGUUUAGCAUUUCGGAAUGUUCCUGCUCUGGAAAGCUUGAUGCUUAAUAAUAAUGCCUUGAAUGCGGUCUACCAAAAAACAGUGGAAUCCCUGCCAAAUUUGCGGGAGAUUAGUAUUCACAGUAAUCCACUCAGGUGUGACUGUGUCAUUCACUGGAUCAAUUCAAACAAGACCAAUAUUCGUUUCAUGGAACCCUUAUCAAUGUUUUGUGCUAUGCCACCAGAAUACAAAGGACAACAAGUAAAGGAGGUAUUAGUACAGGAUUCCAGUGAACAGUGUCUUCCAAUGAUUUCACAUGAUACUUUCCCAAACCACUUGAAUUUGGACAUUGGCAUGACUGUCUUUUUGGAUUGUCGGGCUAUGGCAGAACCUGAGCCUGAGAUUUAUUGGGUUACUCCACUUGGGAAUAAAAUAACUGUGGAAACUCUUUCAGACAAAUAUAAGAUUAGUAGUGAAGGCACACUGGAAAUAUCAAAUAUUCAGAUGGAGGAUUCAGGAAGAUACACAUGUGUAGCUCAAAAUAUAGAAGGUGCAGAUACAAGAGUGGCUACUAUAAGGGUGAAUGGAACACUUCUUGAUGGUACUCAGGUGCUGAAAAUUUAUGUCAAGCAAGCGGAGUCUCAUUCCAUCCUAGUUUCUUGGAAAGCUAACUCUAAUGUUAUGACAUCUAACUUAAAAUGGUCAUCUGCAACUAUGAAGAUUGAUAACCCACACAUUACAUACACUGCAAGGGUCCCAGUUGAUGUGCAUGAAUACAAUCUUACCCAUUUGCAACCCUCCACAGAUUAUGAAGUCUGUCUCACGGUAUCUAAUAUCCAUCAGCAAACUCAGAAGUCUUGUGUAAAUGUUACUACAAAAAAUGCAGCGUUUGCCCUUGAUAUUACUGACCAAGAGACAAGCACAGCCCUAGCUGCAGUCAUGGGAUCCAUGUUUGCUGUUAUUAGUCUUGCCUCUGUUUCUGUCUACGUUGCAAAAAGGUUUAAAAGGAAAAACUAUCAUCAUUCAUUGAAAAAAUAUAUGCAAAAGACCUCUUCCAUUCCUUUGAAUGAACUCUAUCCUCCACUUAUUAAUCUCUGGGAAGGUGACUGUGAAAAAGAAAAGGAAGGCUCGGCAGAAACCAAGCCAACUCAAGUGGACACAUCCAGAAGCUAUUAUAUGUGGUAACUCAGAUAAUAUUUUGCUUCUGGUAGUAAGGAGCACAAAGACUUUUUUGCUUUAUUCUGCAAAAGUGACAAGUUUGAAGACUUUUGUAUUUUCUGACUUUGCUAGUUUUGUGGCAGAGUGGUGAGGACAGGUGGAUAUUUCAAUUUUUUUUAGUAUAGCGUAUCGCAAUUGUUUUCACACAAAAAUGGCAGCUUCACCUAGCUUCCAAUUUUUUAGUUGUACUUAAUUUAACAAAGUUGAUCUAACUAUUAAAAAAAUUAAAGGCUAGGAUUACCCUUUGAUUUUCAAGUCGCUUGAUCCCCUUUCUUCUGAAGCCAUCAACAGGAAGUACAGUAUCCUACAAAAUCUUAAUGAUUCCAACUUGAAAAUACAUUAAACCAGCUUUGUCAUAAUCUGGUCUAAGGACUCUUUUAAACUUGAGAUAAGAUGACAAGAUUUUGAACAAUUUUAGUUGGCUGUACUGUAAUGUUGUAUCAACUGAUUUGAAUGUUUUUGACUAUGAACAAUUGAUUUUUCUUUUUUAAUAGUUGAAGAAACUUAGGUAAAGCUAACAAAACAAUUAAAAUAUGUACACUUUUUCAAUGUAACAAACUAAAUGUUAAUUAUCUUUUAUUAUAUUUAGUAGAAACUUUAAAUACUGUAGUUUUUUCUGUGUAAUCCACCAACACCUGGCAUAGAAUGAAGAUGAGAGUACAAUAAAUUAUAGUUUUGUUGUUUGUUUUUUAGAAGAGUUGCAAUAAUGUAUCUUUAGGUUUCAUCACCAGCUUUAUUGGGUGAUUUACGUUUUGACAUAAAAUAUAUUCAUUCUUCUAUAAAAUGAUACUUCUCUAAGGUCAAAUUAGAAUCAUU